This is a messenger RNA of Penicillium atrosanguineum, 783 nucleotides long. RefSeq names its product PRP38 family protein. Lineage: Eukaryota; Fungi; Ascomycota; Eurotiomycetes; Eurotiales; Aspergillaceae. The coding region runs from base 1 to 783 and encodes 260 amino acids. Gene Ontology annotation, cellular component: precatalytic spliceosome. The transcript has a single exon. The record is from RefSeq and is a predicted model, not a curated record.
AUGGCUACUCAUCGCGCUGAUGCCAGCUCCUUCUUGGACAAUCGGGGCUACUCUGGUCCUCUCGUCCGUGGUGUGAACCCGGUCACUCUGUUCGAGAAGGCCGUGCGCGACCGCAUCACCGAUUCCUACUACUGGAAAGAGCAGUGCUUCGGUUUGAACGCUGCCACUCUCUGCGAUCGCGCAGUCGAAUUAAGCUCUAUCGGUGGUACUUAUGGAGUCUCUGAAAAGCCGACACCCUUCCUUUGCCUUGCCUUUAAGCUUCUGCAGCUUGGCCCCAACCGCGACGUCAUCCUCGAAUAUCUGAACUUCAGCGACCCCGGCAGCAGCGAAGAGAACGAAGAAUUUGGCGAGAAUGGCGUGGUGAAGACGGCUGGAGACUUCAAGUACUUGCGCGCGCUGGCUGCGUUCUAUGUUCGCUUGACCUUUGAUGCGGUGGAUGUCUACAAGACUCUCGAACCUCUGCUACUCGACUAUCGCAAAAUUAAGCGUCGAGUUCGAGAUACGUUCACCCUCACCUACAUGGAUCAGUUUAUCGACGACCUUCUUACGAAAGAUCGUGUUUGCGGUACUAGUCUGUGGAAGCUGCCAUCGCGGACACAGCUAGAGGAUCUCGAUAUGCUGGACGAGCGUGUCAGUCCUCUAGCAGAUGAGCUGGAAGAACUCGAUCAGGAUAGCGAUAAAGAGCAGGGCGAGGUAGAUCUUGAGGGCAGUGCGCGGUCGCGGUCGCGGUCGCGGUCACAGUCACGAUCGCGAUCUCCUAGAAGAGAUGAAGACGAUGAUUGA